This is a messenger RNA of Strongyloides ratti, 1206 nucleotides long. RefSeq names its product Eukaryotic initiation factor 4A-I. Bases 1 to 1206 code for a protein of 401 amino acids. Gene Ontology annotation, cellular component: nucleolus; catalytic step 2 spliceosome. Gene Ontology annotation, molecular function: RNA helicase activity; ATP binding; mRNA binding. Lineage: Eukaryota; Metazoa; Nematoda; Chromadorea; Rhabditida; Strongyloididae. The transcript is spliced from 2 exons. The record is from RefSeq and is a predicted model, not a curated record.
AUGUCUAGGAAGAGAAAUGCUCCAAUUGAGGAGGAUUUAGCUGAUAUCGAAUUUGAAACAUCAGAUAAUAUUAAAAUAUUCCCCACUUUUGAUUCACUAAAAUUGGAUGAAGAUCUUCUAAGAGGAAUAUACUCAUAUGGUUAUGAAAAACCAUCAGCUAUCCAGCAGCGUGCUAUUUACCCAAUAAUGAAAGGACGUGAUGUCAUAGCACAAGCACAGUCUGGUACAGGAAAAACGGCAACAUUCUCAAUUGGUGUUCUUUCUCGCGUUGAAAUUAAAACCAGAGAAUGUCAAGCUUUAAUUUUAUCUCCAACACGUGAAUUAGCUGUUCAAAUUCAAAAAACUGUACUAGCAUUGGGAGAUUACAUGAAUGUUCAAUGUCAUGCAUGUAUUGGUGGAACAAAUGUUGGUGAAGAUAUCAGAAAACUAGAUCAUGGUUGCCAUGUUGUUUCAGGUACUCCUGGAAGAGUUUUUGAUAUGAUUAGAAGAAGAAAUUUAAGAACAAAAAAUAUUAAUAUGUUAGUUUUGGAUGAAGCUGAUGAAAUGUUAACUAGAGGUUUCAAAACACAAAUUUAUGAUAUCUAUCGUUUCCUUCCUCCAGAUGUUCAGGUAGUUGUUGUCUCAGCUACACUUCCUCAUGAAGUUCUUGAAAUUACUACUAAAUUUAUGUCUGAUCCAAUAAGAAUUUUGGUAAAAAGAGAUGAAAUAACUUUGGAAGGAAUUAGACAAUUCUUUGUUGCUGUUGAAGCUGAAGAAUGGAAAUUUGAUACUUUGUGUGAUUUGUAUGACACUGUUUCUGUUACUCAGGCAGUUAUUUUUUGUAACACUCGUAAGAAGGUUGAUUGGUUGGCUAAUAAAUUGAAGGAUAACAAUUUUACUGUUUCUUCAUUACAUGGUGACAUGACUCAAGCUGAAAGAGAUGAAGUUAUGAAAGAAUUUAGAGGUGGUAAAAGUCGUAUUUUAAUUUCAACAGAUGUCUGGGCUAGAGGUAUUGAUGUUCCACAAGUUACUUUAGUUAUCAAUUAUGAUUUACCAAAUAAUCGUGAACUUUACAUUCAUAGAAUUGGUAGAUCAGGUCGUUUCGGAAGAAAAGGUGUUGCUGUUAAUUUUGUUUUAAAAGAAAAUGUUAGUAUAUUGAAGGAUAUUGAACAAUAUUAUGCUACUCAUAUUGAUGAGAUGCCUUUGAAUAUUGGAGAUAUGUUAUAA